Messenger RNA from Heteronotia binoei (common prickly gecko), 4042 nucleotides. It is a transcript of the gene ANO4, whose product is annotated as anoctamin 4. Lineage: Eukaryota; Metazoa; Chordata; Lepidosauria; Squamata; Gekkonidae. Gene Ontology annotation, cellular component: plasma membrane. Gene Ontology annotation, biological process: chloride transmembrane transport. The transcript is spliced from 28 exons. The record is from RefSeq and is a predicted model, not a curated record. The coding region runs from base 540 to 3419 and encodes 959 amino acids. Gene Ontology annotation, molecular function: chloride channel activity; protein dimerization activity.
GCUCGCUCCCAACUCCUCCCCCCUAUCCCACCCCACCCCACCCCUCGGCAAGGCAAGUAAUGGUGAGCACGCGAAGUCAAAGGAGGCGGGGGGGGGAGGAGAGAGAGAAAAUCCCCCGCGUGUAGCUGGCGCGCGUGUGACUGAGAGACCAAACGGCAGUCGGGGUUUAGCUGCAGUGCCACAGCGGAGUCAGACUUCUUGGUAAACCACCCCCCGAGUGCCUACAGGUCCAGGAGGCUGGGGAAAGACUUGCCGGUGGUGUUGCGUGCAGCAUCCCAUCCUUCGCUCUCCUUCCCCUGGACGGUUCUUUGCAAACCUCCCUUUGGAUCUCUUCCUGCGGAAGGUGGUUGUUGCUGUUUUCAACAGGAACCCGUAGGCUGGUUCUCUUCAGAUCUUUCUGUUUUUCUGGUAUAAGCUUAUCCAUUCAUGGGGCUGAAAAGUGUGUACAGAUCUACCAAAGGAGAAGUGCAGCAAGCCAUAAGUUAUCACAGUGUGUGGUUAGGCAUUCUUCAUUCCCACAAGCCAGAAGGCCAAUAAAAAUGGAGGCCUCAUCUUCUGGAUCUAUUAUAUUACCAGCUCCAACUGGAAAAACCAUAACUCAUCAGCCAGUAGCCAAGGACGUCAAUAUUUUCUUUGAUGAGUUAGAAGGAGUAACUAGCCCUUCCAAAGAUGAUGAUUCUUUGCUUCACCAUGGCAACCUAACUAGUACUUCAGAUGACACCAGCAGACUGGAGGCAGUGGGAGAGGGAAUACAGGAAAAAAAUAAGUCUAAUGGACUCUAUUUUAGAGAUGGAAAAUGUCGGAUUGACUAUAUUUUGGUAUAUAGAAAAUCCAACCUACAAACUGAUAAAAGAGAAGUGUUUGAAAGAAAUAUCAGAGCAGAAGGGUUGCAAAUGGAAAAAGAGUCAUCUUUAUCAAACAGUGAUAUCAUCUUUGUGAAGCUGCAUGCUCCAUGGGAAGUGCUUGGAAAAUAUGCUGAACUUAUGAAUGUAAGAAUGCCUUUCAGGCCCUUUAACCCCUUCACUGCUGGAGCCCCCUGCAUACUGGUGCCCUGCUGUUUUUUAAAUGGACAAUACUUUGAAAACAAUGGAAGGUCGAGAAGAUCCAGGAGAAAAAUCUAUUACCUGCAUCGACGAUACAAGUUCCUGAACAGAAUCGAGAAACAAUUAAGCAGGUUUCGAGGAUGGCUACCUAGAAAGCCAAUGAGGCUGGACAAAGAAAGACUUCCGGACCUGGAGGAGAAUGACUGCUACACUGCCCCAUUCAGUCAGCAAAGAAUCCAUCACUUCAUCAUCCACAACAAAGACACUUUCUUCAGCAAUGCUACAAGAACUAGGAUUGUUCAUCAUAUUUUACAGAGAGUAAAAUACGAAGAAGGGAAAAACAAAAUAGGUCUGAAUCGAUUGCUUACUAAUGGCUCCUAUGAAGCUGCAUUUCCUCUUCAUGAGGGUAGUUUCAGAAGUAAAAAGUCCAUAAGAACCCAUGGGGCAGAAAACCACAGGCAUCUGCUUUAUGAGUGCUGGGCAUCGUGGGGAGCUUGGUAUAAAUACCAGCCUUUGGAUCUUGUACGACGGUAUUUUGGUGAGAAAAUUGGCUUGUACUUUGCCUGGUUAGGCUGGUACACAGGAAUGCUCUUUCCAGCUGCUUUCAUUGGACUGUUUGUCUUUUUAUAUGGAGUCGCCACACUGAACCACUGCCAAGUCAGUAAAGAAGUCUGCCAAGCUACAGACAUUAUCAUGUGUCCUAUAUGUGAUAAAUACUGCCCCUUCAUGAAGCUGUCAGAUAGCUGUGUUUAUGCCAAGGUAACACAUCUUUUUGACAAUGGAGCUACAGUCUUUUUUGCUGUUUUCAUGGCAGUGUGGGCAACUGUUUUCCUGGAAUUUUGGAAGAGAAGACGAGCAGUAAUUGCCUAUGACUGGGAUUUGAUAGACUGGGAAGAGGAGGAGGAAGAAAUACGGCCUCAGUUUGAAGCCAAAUAUUCCAAGAAAGAGCGAAUGAAUCCCAUAUCUGGAAAACCAGAGCCUUAUCAAGCAUUUGCAGACAAGUGCAGCAGAAUUAUUGUUUCUGCAUCUGGAAUAUUUUUUAUGAUAUGUGUGGUGAUUGCUGCUGUUUUUGGCAUUGUUAUUUACCGAGUUGUGACGGUUAGCACUUUUGCUGCCUUUAAGUGGGCUUUAAUCAGGAAUAACUCUCAGGUUGCAACGACAGGGACUGCAGUCUGCAUCAACUUUUGCAUCAUCAUGCUAUUGAAUGUCUUGUAUGAAAAGGUUGCUCUUUUUCUUACAAAUUUAGAGCAGCCUCGUACUGAGUCUGAGUGGGAGAACAGCUUCACUUUGAAAAUGUUCCUUUUCCAAUUUGUCAAUCUGAACAGCUCUACCUUUUAUAUAGCAUUCUUCCUUGGAAGAUUUACAGGUCACCCUGGUGCCUACUUGAGGCUAAUAAACAGAUGGAGACUAGAAGAGUGCCACCCUAGUGGAUGCCUUAUAGAUCUCUGUAUGCAAAUGAGUAUCAUAAUGGUGCUAAAGCAGACUUGGAACAACUUCAUGGAAUUGGGCUAUCCGUUAAUUCAAAAUUGGUGGACCAGAAGAAGAGUGCGACAUGAGCAUGGCUCCCAGCGAAAAACAGCCUUCCCACAAUGGGAGAAAGACUACAACCUUCAGCCUAUGAAUGCCUACGGACUCUUUGAUGAAUACCUAGAAAUGAUUCUUCAGUUUGGAUUCACAACUAUAUUUGUGGCAGCUUUUCCACUUGCUCCACUUCUGGCUUUACUAAACAAUAUUAUUGAAAUCCGUCUUGAUGCAUACAAAUUUGUCACACAGUGGAGACGGCCAUUAGCUUCAAGAGCCAAAGAUAUAGGAAUCUGGUAUGGAAUUCUAGAAGGCAUUGGAAUUCUUUCUGUUAUUACAAAUGCAUUUGUCAUAGCUGUAACUUCGGAUUUUAUCCCCCGGCUUGUUUAUGCUUACAAAUAUGGACCAUGCGCAGGCCAAGGAGAGGCUGGACAAAAGUGCAUGGUUGGCUACGUUAAUGCAAGUUUAUCAGUAUUUCUAGUGUCGGACUUUGAACAUCGUUCAGAACCAGCAUCAAAUGGAAGCGAGUUCUCUGGCUCACCAUUAAAAUAUUGCAGGUACAGAGACUAUCGUGACCCUCCUCAUGCUCCAGUACCCUAUGGUUACACACUACAGUUCUGGCAUGUCUUAGCAGCACGAUUGGCUUUUAUUAUUGUAUUUGAGCACCUCGUCUUUUGCAUAAAACACCUGAUUUCCUAUUUAAUCCCAGACCUUCCCAAAGAUCUAAGAGAUCGAAUGAGAAGAGAAAAAUAUCUGAUCCAAGAAAUGAUGUAUGAAGCAGAACUGGAGCGUCUCCAGAAAGAAAGGAAAGAGAGAAAGAAAAAUGGAAAAUCGUGCAACAAUGAGUGGCCAUAAGUAGAUAGUAGACUCAUAUCCUGUUUGUUUUUUCCAGCUCUGCAAGAACACUACCUUCAGGAGAAUGAAAAAAAAUGCAACUUCAAUGCAUGCCACAAACAACUGACAUAACAAACAGGGCAGCACAUUUCAAGGUUACUACUGUGGAAUCAUUUUGCAAUCUGCAUAUGAUCACUAUUCAUAAGUCAUUCUAGAUUAAACAAGCAUGUGGGCCCAGUUUUUAAAAUGAAGAAAACUUGUCUACUGAGGACUGUUUUUCAGCCUGUUUGCUACUUUUUUGCAUUAUGUCCCAUGUGACUUUUUCAGAUGUGCAGAUAGUACAUAUGCAUAAAAAUCUGGAUAUGUCAGCCAUGGCUAUAUCAUCUCCUACCAAGAUAUUGCAUACAUCAGACAUCCUGUUUACAUAUAUAUAUAAAUAUACAUAUUCUUUUUUAGGGGACUUGCUAUACCCCAAAUGUAUAGUAUAUAUAAAGUAUAUAGAGAUUGUUUAUUUGUAAAUACCAAAAAUUAAAAUAUACACCUAUGGCAAAGAAUGUCAGAUGUCCGCACUCAAGUACCAUCAACAUAAAGCCAUGUUUAGCACUGAUAUAAUGUAAUAAACUUUAAAAUAAAUUAUGGAUUAA